Gymnogyps californianus (California condor) is the source of this 1096-nucleotide messenger RNA. RefSeq names its product zona pellucida sperm-binding protein 3-like. The transcript has 8 exons. Bases 44 to 1039 code for a protein of 331 amino acids. The record is from RefSeq and is a predicted model, not a curated record. NCBI's taxonomy places the organism in Eukaryota, Metazoa, Chordata, Aves, Accipitriformes, Cathartidae.
GGUGUUGGUGUGUGAGGCUGUGCUGGGGGUGGCAGGGACCACCAUGGCUCCAGCUGAUUCAGAGUCCUCCGGUCACACGGUGGUGGCUCCAGUGGUGUUCUCAGGCACGGGGACAAGGGCUGCUGCCUCAGUGCUUGCUGCUGCCACCGUGCCUGGUGGGGCUCGUGCUCACCCCCGCUCGGAAGAGCCCAUCAUGAACUUCACCUUGAGGCUCCUGGAUGGGGACCCCAGUGCCAUGAAGAAGCCGCUGGUGCUCAGCCCUGGCUCUGCCAUCCGCCUGGAGGCCAGGGUCGACUUCAGUCCUGGCAUCUCCCUGAAGAUCUACGUGGACCAGUGCUACGGGACCAGCUCGGAGCAGCCGGGACACUCCAGGAGGGUCUUCAUGGUGGUGAACAGCCGUGGGUGCCUGCACGGGCAGAAGCUGGGGAGCGUGGCUGUCCAGCACCAGAGAGGGGUGUCUGCCCUCCGGCUCACCAUCCCGGCCCCUGUGCUGGAGGAUGAGCCCGAGGAGGUGGAGGUCUACGUGCACUGCCUGUUGACGGCGUGGCGGCACGGCGCCAGGUCCUGCUUCUACAGCCAAGCCACGGCCAGCUGGCACAAUGCAGAGGACCCUUCCCGGAGCGCCCUGUGCCACUGCUGUGACACCGGCUGUCCCCCUGGUGACACCUUCCCUGGAGACCUGCCAGGGUUCCCGGGAGAGGGCACACUUCACCAGGAGACGGUUGGACCAUUGCUGGUGCAGAAGGAGAAGGUGCCAUGGUAUGAAGCACCGUGCCGCACGGUGAAGAGGUUCCUGCUGGCUGGGCUGGCCCUGGUGGGCAGCGCCGUGGUGGCAGCCACCCUGGUGGGGGGUCUGCUGGGGCUGGCCUUGGCUGCCUGGCGCCUGGUCAAGCACCGGCAGCGCCGGCGGCGGCCGAGGCGGCAGUGUCCCUUCCACGCCGAGCUGCAGAGCGUGGUGGGGGCCCUGGUCUCCAGGGAAUGGGAGAAAGGGGGUGAGGUGGGUCCAGACUACCGCAGCCUGGCACAGGGCUCGGCGUGAGCCGGUGACCCCCUUCCUCCCCAAUAAAAGGCGUGGUUUUUUCUUUUCUCUAACAUU